Trichosporon asahii var. asahii CBS 2479 is the source of this 2175-nucleotide messenger RNA. Its product is annotated as glycoside hydrolase family 24 protein. Gene Ontology annotation, biological process: peptidoglycan catabolic process; cell wall macromolecule catabolic process. Gene Ontology annotation, molecular function: lysozyme activity. The record is from RefSeq and is a predicted model, not a curated record. Lineage: Eukaryota; Fungi; Basidiomycota; Tremellomycetes; Trichosporonales; Trichosporonaceae. Bases 1 to 2175 code for a protein of 724 amino acids. The transcript has 8 exons.
AUGACGGAGCCACAGGCACCGGGGCGGUGGAGGUGGUCAGAAAAGCAGGCGGAAGCGAACGUUCUCUCGACGUUCUCUCCACAUCCCAACGUGCUCAAGGCGAACCCCGCGAUCGUAGCGCUCUCGACGGCGGACCAGGACCAGGUACCCGUGGACUCCGAACAGACUUGCGCGCCUCGUGCCAGAGUGUUAGCGGCCUGUCCCGACACGGGUGACUGGCCAAACGACCUGAAGGCAGCGCUGAAGGGCUUGUGGGAGAAGGCUGACGCCACAUACAGACGCUUGUACCGUGCCAAGAUCCAGGCGAUCAACGGCCAAGAUCAGACCAGCAGCAUCAGUGCUGUCAACUACAUCCCGAGCGACGGCGACGCUGUCGACUAUGACAUUGAGGGGAUGGACGCGAUCCUGAGAACAACCGAGCUGGAAACAGCCGACGUCCAAGACUUCUUCGCCCAUACACUUCCUCCAGACGACCUCGACGUGGCAGGCGACAAUGCGGCAAGCGGAACUCCCAUCGCUGACGCUCCCUCUGGUCCCGAGUCGCAUCUCAAACCCCUUCCCGACUGGCGCGCCGCCCCGUACCUACUCUCUCGGUAUCCCUCGAGAGACAGCGCCUUCCCAGAGCCGCGUGGCUGGGGUAACAAAGCGUCAUCAAGCGACGUCGGCCUAUUCGAUGCGUCUGGAGGAGACUUCGACAGUGCCCGACUGCUGAGGGAGCACCUAUCGCUCUAUCUACCUGCCCCAUAUGGUGGCCGCUACCGACCAGGACUUCGAGAAGGAAAGUCAUCUGCGCAGGUGCCUGAUAUGGCAGCGCCGGCUUCCGGAUUUUUGCCCGUUGCCAUUGUUCAGCCGGAUCACACUGGCGCCGACGUGUCCGUUGCAGACGUUCGAGUGGGCCAGUUGCAAGUGGGCAGCUCGGGCACGUUCCCGCCCACGCCCCUUGACCCACACUUGCCCACGGCCGAGGCCAUGUCCGUGUUCGGAGCACCUUUCGGACCGGCUUCGGGCAGGCCACAGCAGAUGACAGGUUUGCGCGCCGAAGUGACAGACUCGCACUCCGUGCACGGCGCGCGGCCCGGAGCACACCGGCACACGGCGAUGAUUAGAGUUCGGAGGCGCCAUUUGUUUCUCGGUGAACGACGGUGGGGAGCCGCCAACGCCGAUCCUGCAGGCUCGCAGGGCGUAAUGAGACAAGGGUUGGCAGAGAGCGCGGAUAUUGGAGGAUCAUCGUUGGGCCAGAGCGCCGCCGGCACUGAUUCCGGCACAUCGGACCACACCGGCGUGCGGGCAGGUCUCUCGUCAGGGAUCUCUCCGUGCACGGAGUCAAAAGUGAGUCCGCUCGCAGCGGCGCUGACAGUAGUGCUCGUCUCCGCUCUCCUCACCACCGUCCUCGCCGCGACCGCCUCUGCCGCGUCGUACCCGAUCAAGACCGACGGCGUCCGCUGCCGCUCGGGCCCCGGCACCAGCUACGACAUCAAGAAGACGUACAGCGCCGGCGACAAGGUCACCCUCUCGUGCUACAAGACGGGCACCUCGGUCGAGGGCAACACGUACUGGGACAAGACCGGCGACGGGUGCUACGUCUCGGACUACUACGUCAAGACUGGCUCGACCACCCCCGUCGUGAGCAAGUGCGGCUCGACGUCGACGGGCACACCCGGCUGCUCGUGGGUCAACGCCGACGGCAUCGCCCUCAUCCAGGAGUUUGAGUCCUUCCAGCCCCGUCCCUACAAGGACCCCAAGGGCCUGUGGACCGUCGGCUACGGCCACCUCUGCGCCAACGGCGGCAAGGACAGCACCUGCUCCGGCACCGGAUUCAAGUACCCUCUCACGCUCGCCACGGCCGGCGAGCUCCUGAAGAAGGACAUCCCUAGAUACACCAAGUGCCUGCGCGACAACCUGAACGAGGACAAGGUCAAGCUGAACAAGAACCAGUGGGCCGCCCUCUCGUCCUUCGUCUUCAACCUCGGCUGCGGCAACUUCCAGCGCUCCGACCUCAUGGCCCGCCUCAACAAGGGCGAGGACGUCAACACGGUUAUCGCCGCCGAGUUCCCCCGCUGGAACAAGGCGGACGGUGCCGUCCUCACCGGUCUCGUCCGCCGCCGCGCCGCCGAGGUCGCCCUUGCAAAGAAGACCUCGCACGGCACUUCGAAGGCCUUCCCCACCUGCACCUAA